AUGCUCGGCCUACGCGGCCCCAGCCUUUGAUUGAUCGGUCGGCAGCGGCUGCGACCCUGGGCUGCUGACGGGCGGGGAUGGGGAGCCCGGCGCUGGGAGCGGCGCAGUGAUCAGCUGUGGCGGCCGGUGAGUACCGGUGAGUACCGCGGCAUGGGGCUCCGCAAGAAGAACACCAGGAACCCCCCGGUAUUGAGCCACGAAUUCAUGGUGCAGAACCACGCGGAUAUGGUCUCCUGCGUGGGCAUGUUCUUCGUGCUGGGACUUAUGUUCGAGGGCACGGCCGAGAUGUCGAUCGUGUUCCUCACCCUGCAGCAUGGAGUAGUUGUCCCAGCGGAAGGGCUGCCCUCUGGGUCCAGGACCCUGUACCAUUAUGGGGUCAAAGAUCUGGCCACUGUGUUCUUCUACAUGCUGGUGGCCAUCAUCAUCCAUGCCACCAUUCAGGAGUACGUGUUAGAUAAGCUCAGCAGGAGACUGCAGCUGACCAAAGGCAAACAAAACAAAUUGAAUGAGGCCGGGCAGCUGAGUGUGUUCUAUAUAGUGUCUGGUAUCUGGGGCAUGAUCAUUCUGGCCUCUGAGAACUGCCUGUCAGACCCCACUCUUUUGUGGAAGUCUCAGCCCCACAACAUGAUGACAUUUCAGAUGAAAUUUUUCUACAUCUCACAGUUGGCUUACUGGUUUCAUAGUUUUCCGGAGCUCUACUUCCAGAAAGUCAGGAAGCAAGAUAUCCCGGGUCAACUCAUCUACAUUGGCCUCCACCUCUUCCACAUUGGAGGGGCGUAUCUCUUGUACUUGAACCAUCUGGGCCUGCUGCUUCUGAUGCUGCACUAUGCUGUCGAGCUCCUCUCCAGCGUGUGCAGCCUGCUUUACUUUGGUGAUGAGCGGUACCAGAAAGGGUUGUCUUUGUGGCCUAUCGUGUUUAUAUCCGGGAGACUGGUGACAUUGAUUGUCUCGGUGAUUACAGUAGGGCUUCACUUGGCCGGGACAAAUCGGAAUGGUAAUGCUCUCUCUGGUAAUGUCAAUGUGUUGGCAGCGAAAAUCGCUGUUCUGUCGUCGAGUUGCAGUAUCCAGGUGUACAUAACAUGGACCUUGACUACCGUCUGGCUUCAGAGAUGGUUAGAAGAUGCGAAUCUUCAUGUUUGUGGGAGGAAGAGGCGGUCCAGGUCGAGAAAAGGCACAGAGAAUGGAGUGGAAAAUCCGAAUAGAAUAGAUUCUCCACCAAAGAAGAAAGAGAAAGCUCCUUAAGCAGUUGCAAGCUAAUUGAGUCUUAUCUCCAAGGGAAUCCACUCCUUACUAUGUGGUGUCUCUGUGCUAGAGAUUUUCUGUUCUUCAGAACGGGUCCUGCUUUUUGAAUAAUGCUAUUGUAUUGUCUAAUGUGUUUUUAAGGUUUUGCAGCUGUAUGAGUGGGGGCAGGGAGGAAUUAAGACUAAACCACUCAGCCUCUAAAUACUGUAAGAAUAGUUAACCGACCAACAUCAUAUUUAGUUUAGGUUGUUACCUCAACGAUUUUCCAUACGUUUCGUGGUGAUGGCUGCAGAAUUGUGUGUAUAAAUAAUAAUUUCCUGCUUCCAGCGUUCUUUAUCGCAUUAACAAGACUGAUAGCAAAGUGGUUUUCUCUAUGUUCUCUUGCAGGAUAAAGUGGAAAAUCUGAUAAAGGUUGAACUCAAAUCAGUAUUAUGUAAUCGUUGGGAUUUUUAAAAUUGUUUUAAAUUUACAACGGAAAGUAUUUGUCAAACCACCAAAACUAUGUGUUUAAUUUUAUAAGUAGUGAUUGUUAGUGCUACACCCUAUCGCCCCCAUUAAAGCAUCAAAAUGUGAACAGAUGACACGUGUGGUGAUAUUGACAUUAUUAAAUCAAAAUACCUUUAAUAAAUAUGAUGUUACUGAAGAGGUAAACAACUUCUUCCUGUUUAUUUUAAACACUUGUCCAGGAAAACUCACAAAAUUCAGUAUUACUGAAAAAAAUAAUCUUAUCUACUCUUAAUAUUUAUUAAGAAUGGUUUUCACAGAUUCAUAAAUUCGGUGAAAGCAGUGUAUCAGAAGAACAUUAUUUAAUAUAUAAACAAUUUUAAAAAUAAUGCUAUGGAUAAACUUGUAUAUACAUAUACACUGUUUAAAUAAUAUAUAUUAUGAAUACAUAUUUGUGUGUGUGUGUGUGUGUGUGACAGCUAGUUAUAUCUGGGGAAUAUUUGACAUAUUAAAUUCCAU
Grammomys surdaster is the source of this 2205-nucleotide messenger RNA. RefSeq names its product translocation associated membrane protein 1 like 1 (gene Tram1l1). The coding region runs from base 151 to 1242 and encodes 363 amino acids. Gene Ontology annotation, cellular component: endoplasmic reticulum membrane. Gene Ontology annotation, biological process: protein insertion into ER membrane; SRP-dependent cotranslational protein targeting to membrane, translocation. NCBI's taxonomy places the organism in Eukaryota, Metazoa, Chordata, Mammalia, Rodentia, Muridae. The record is from RefSeq and is a predicted model, not a curated record. The transcript has a single exon.